Pezoporus flaviventris is the source of this 2440-nucleotide messenger RNA. It is a transcript of the gene CDK18, whose product is annotated as cyclin dependent kinase 18. Gene Ontology annotation, biological process: protein phosphorylation. The transcript has 17 exons. Gene Ontology annotation, cellular component: cytoplasm; nucleus. The record is from RefSeq and is a predicted model, not a curated record. The coding region runs from base 744 to 2165 and encodes 473 amino acids. Lineage: Eukaryota; Metazoa; Chordata; Aves; Psittaciformes; Psittacidae. Gene Ontology annotation, molecular function: protein kinase activity; ATP binding.
GGAGAGAAGAAACUAAUUAGCUUCAGCCAGGCAGCGUUGGCACCUCCAGUCAGCCUCCUUCCAUGGCUGCUCUAUUUUUGGCAAACAGACUUUGGCUAAAUAUAAGACAACAAAUGGCAGGGAUGGAUGGUGAAGCUACAGCUGAACGCAUAACCCCACCGGAGUGACGGAGCCCGGCGCUCCCGCUCCCUGCCGUGCCCAGGGCCGCGAGGAGCAGGAGGAAGAGCUGCGGAGGGAGCUCGCUGAGUGGGGCGCUGAGGUUGGAGCUGUGGGCGCGCGUGUCCGCGGCUCCUGCGCGCACCGCUCCCGGCCCGGCUGCAGGGGCACAGCGGGGCCGAGCUCAUCCCGGGGCUGCGGCGGGGAGGAGCCAGCGCCGCACGGAGCCAAGCGCCGGGUCCCGCACCGCUCCCGCACCGCUCCAACCCCUUCCGGCUCCGGCACCGCUCCGGCCCCGCUCCGCCACCGCCCCGUCCCCGGAGCGGCCCCGCAGCGCCCGUUGCGCCGCCCCUGCCCUUCCCCGGGACCCGGCGUGGCGGCGGCAGGAAGGAGGAAGGAGGGAGAGCGACCUGCUCGGCGGUGGUGCCCAGGAAACAUUGCAGUGUCUGAAGCCUCAAGUGGAUGUGUCUAGCAUCCUCCUGCCUCACUUUGCAACUGAAAGCGGCCUCCAGCCUCCCUUCCCACCCCCGGGCAGACACCCCAGCCCUCAUUCCAGGGCUCUGCCAUCCCUCGCAGCACGAGCCACGAUGAACAAGAUGAAGAACUUCAAGCGGAGGUUUUCGCUCUCGGUUCCCCGCACAGAGACCAUCGAGGAGUCGCUGACGGAGUUCACGGAGCAGUUCAACCAGCUCAACAACCAGAGGAAUGAAGACCUGGCUCAAGGGCACCUGCAGCUGGGACACCUUGGCCGGGACUUCCGAGCAGACACCAGCCCCAUCUCCCCAUCCGAGGGGGAAGGCCAGACCCCGAUGGCUGUGCGCUACCGCAGCGGCACCCAGCGCCGCUUCUCCAUGGAGGAUGUCAGCAAGCGCCUCUCCCUGCCCAUGGACAUCCGCCUGCCCCCCGAGUUCCUGCAGAAGCUGCAGAUGGAGAGCCCGGAGUUCCCCAAGCCCCUCAGCAGGAUGUCCCGGCGGGCUUCCCUCUCAGAUAUUGGGUUUGGGAAGCUGGAAACCUAUGUUAAACUGGACAAACUGGGAGAGGGCACUUACGCCACUGUCUUCAAGGGGCGCAGCAAGCUGACCGAGAACCUCGUUGCCCUGAAGGAAAUCCGCUUGGAGCACGAGGAAGGGGCACCUUGCACGGCCAUACGGGAAGUGUCACUGCUGAAGAACCUGAAGCACGCCAACAUCGUCACCCUGCACGACAUCAUCCACACGGAGCGGUCCCUCACCCUCGUCUUCGAGUACCUGGACAACGACCUCAAGCAGUACCUCGAUAACUGCGGGAACCUGAUGAGCGUGCACAACGUGAAGAUCUUCAUGUUCCAGCUGCUGCGGGGUCUGGCUUAUUGUCAUGGGAGGAAGAUCCUGCACCGAGACCUCAAACCCCAGAACCUGCUCAUCAACGAGAGAGGGGAGCUCAAGCUGGCUGACUUCGGACUAGCCAGAGCCAAGUCAGUCCCUACAAAAACCUAUUCCAACGAGGUGGUCACGCUGUGGUACCGGCCCCCCGAUGUCCUGCUGGGAUCUACCGAGUAUUCCACCCCCAUCGACAUGUGGGGCGUUGGGUGCAUCCACUACGAGAUGGUCACCGGGCGGCCCAUGUUCCCCGGCUCCACCGUGAAGGAAGAGCUGCACCUCAUCUUCCGGCUGCUGGGAACCCCGACAGAAGAGACCUGGCCCGGGAUAACGUCCAACGAGGAGUUCAAGGCGUACAGCUUCACACAGUACCGAGCGCAGCCGUUAAUAAAUCACGCCCCCAGGCUGGACUCGGAAGGCAUUGACUUGCUGAUGAACCUCCUUUUGUACAAAGCCAAGGGCCGGAUCUCGGCGGAGGCAGCCCUGCGGCACCCGUACUUCAAGAGCCUGGGGGAGCGGGUGCACCUCCUGCCCGACAAUGCCUCCAUCUUCUCCCUGAAGGAGAUCCAGCUUCAGAAGGACCCUGGCUACCGAGGCUCAGCCUUUCAGCAGUCAGCCCGAGGGAAGAACAGGAGGCAGAGUAUAUUUUAAACUUGGAUCUCGUGUUCCCCUCGUCACCAUGGAGAUCAGAGCACUGAGAAAGGAGACGGCAGCUCCCACCCGACCACCGCAGUUACUGACUCCAGCAGGACCAUGCUGAAGCGCCCUUGGCCUUAGGCUCUCCCCUGCCUGUCCCCACCACCACAGCCCCUAAUAGCUGCUGUUGAGGGACCUGUUGCCUUUCUCCCCUCUUGUUGUCAUGUUACCCCCAUCAGACGUGACCUGCACGUGAAGCACAAAACACAGGGCAGCCCUCCCUUAUUUGC